GUCAAAGUCAAUCGUCCCGCGAUGCUGAAGCGUCGACGCGUGCGUUAGUAGCAAAUAAAUUUACAAAAUUGUAAUUAAACAUUUCGUUUGGUUAUAUUUAAUUUGUGAUAAGUGUAUUGUCUUGUGUUUAUCAAUAUGUUGGUGCUAUUUGAGACGUCGGCGGGAUACGCUAUAUUUAAGUUGUUAGACGAAUCAAAGCUAUCUCAGAUAAAUGAUUUGUAUGAGGAGUUCAACACUCCAGAGGGAGCUUCAUCCAUUGUAAAGUUAAGGAAUUUCAUAAAAUUCGAAGAUACCACUGAAGCUUUGGCAGCAACCACAGCAGCUAUCGAAGGGAAAGUUUCCAAAACAUUAAAAAAAGCUCUUAAGAAAUAUGUAUGCAAAGAAGUACAAGACCAGUUACUAGUUGGUGAUGCAAAACUGGGGAGUGCAAUCAAAGAGAAGUUUGAUCUACAGUGUGUCUCAAAUUCAAAUGUCCAGGAACUUUUAAGAUGCAUUCGUUCACAAAUGGACAGCCUUCUCACUGGAUUGCCAAAAAAAGAAAUGACUGCUAUGGCUCUUGGUCUAGCUCACUCCCUCUCUAGAUAUAAACUUAAAUUCUCCCCAGACAAGAUAGAUACAAUGAUAGUUCAAGCUCAAUGCCUCCUGGAUGACUUAGACAAAGAAUUAAAUAACUACGUAAUGAGAUGCCGUGAGUGGUACGGCUGGCAUUUCCCCGAACUCGGUAAAAUCAUUACAGAUAACACAUUGUUUGUUAAAAUUGUCAAAUUAAUGGGCACUCGUGAUAAUGCUGCUAAAACAGACUUAUCCGACAUUCUCCCAGAAGACUUAGAAGAAAAAGUUAAAGAAGCUGCUGAAAUUUCCAUGGGAACAGAAAUUUCUGAUGACGACAUUAUGAAUAUACAACACUUGUGUGAGGAGAUAAUAUCAAUCACAGAUUAUAGAACACACUUAACUGACUACCUUAAAGCUAGGAUGAUGGCUAUGGCACCGAACUUGACAGUUCUAAUCGGUGAACAUAUCGGAGCUAGGUUAAUUGCACACUCAGGUUCUUUAAUGAAUUUAGCUAAACAUCCCGCGUCCACAGUACAGAUUCUUGGAGCAGAAAAGGCAUUGUUUAGAGCUUUGAAGACAAAGAAGGACACACCGAAAUAUGGUUUAAUAUACCACGCUCAGUUAGUCGGACAAUGCAGUACAAAAAAUAAAGGAAAGAUGUCCAGGAUGUUAGCAGCAAAGGCAGCCUUAGCAACUCGUGUCGAUGCUUUUGGUGAUGAAGUGUCAUUUGAAUUAGGUGCUGAACACAAAGUUAAAUUGGAAAACAAAUUGCGUCUUCUCGAGGAAGGUAAUCUCAGAAGAAUAAGUGGGACGGGCAAAGCUAAAGCCAAGUUCGAAAAAUACCACAGCAAAUCUGAGGUAUUUGAAUACCCCGUCGCAGCUGACAGUACAAUUGGCAAGAAAGCUGUAAAGAGAGAACAUUCUCCUGAUGAAGAUACCCCAGCAACAAGUAAAAAGAUCAAACUUGAAAGUGAUGAGAUUGAUAUCAAACCAAAAAAAGGGAAGAAAAUAAAGACAGAAGUCAAAGAAGAACAAGAAGAUCCAAGCAGCCAAGAGAAUGGAAAUGGAACAGUAGAUACCUCAGAGAAGAAGAAGAAGAAAAAGAAAAAGUCACUUGAGCCAGAAGCAGCAGCCGAAGAAGAACAGACUGAGGUGAAAGAAGAAACGCAACAACCUUCUAGUGAAAAAAAGAAAAAGAAGAAAAGACAAUCAAAAGUUGAAGAAGAUUAAACUACCUCUUUGAAGUAUUGUGUAUGAUUGAGUCAUCUGACAAAUUAUCUGAAGACACUAAUUACGUUAACUUUUUUCAAAUAAACGAUGCUUCUUUUCUUAAACCAUUUAGUAAAGUUGCCCUGUCAAUUUUUAUUUGUUAUAUAUAGCCUUAAGCUAUGCAUAUACAUAAUCUAGGUUUAAAAUUAUAUUUGUUUAUCAAAAUAUAUACUAAAUAUUUUAUGUGACAUAAAUAAUUUUUCUUCAAUUACUUUAAUGCAAAGUAAUUAACCAUAUAUAUAUAUAUAUAUAUAUAUAUAUAAUUGGGAUAAAAUUAUUAGCUUGUAUGUAGAAAAAUAAUAUUUACUUUAAAAUUAAUACUUGUUCUUAAUAUACUGCCUAGAGGUCUCGAAGUGUCUUUAGAUAAACAUAUUAUUGAAUUCUGGGAGUGUAAGGGUGCGGUCACAUCUGUUGAUACAGAGUAUCACCACCGAUAACUUUAUAUUCUCUAUAAAAAUAUGUAAUUAUUUCCAUGAAACGCUUCCAUUGUGUAAUUUUUAAAUUACAAGUUUUGAUGUGGUUUUUUUAUAUGUAAGAUAAGAACUAUUUUGAGAAUAUUUUUAUGAUUGCUAUAUGUUUCAUAGACGCUAAUGAAAGAUGUGACUGCAUCAUAACUAUUGAAAAAUGGUUUUAAUUUCUAAGUAUAAAAUAAUCUCAAUAUGAGAUUUUUACUAUUAAAAAAAAUACAUAUA
This is a messenger RNA of Nymphalis io (European peacock), 2513 nucleotides long. RefSeq names its product nucleolar protein 58 (gene nop5). The coding region runs from base 136 to 1782 and encodes 548 amino acids. Gene Ontology annotation, molecular function: snoRNA binding. Lineage: Eukaryota; Metazoa; Arthropoda; Insecta; Lepidoptera; Nymphalidae. Gene Ontology annotation, cellular component: small-subunit processome; box C/D methylation guide snoRNP complex. The transcript has 5 exons. The record is from RefSeq and is a predicted model, not a curated record.